AUGGCGGACGACGAGGAUGGAGGAGUGGAACGCGCAAAAGAAAGAUGUUCUUUGUUAAAGGCGCUCAAACGAACAGUUAAUCGGCUUAUAAUAACGGACACAGAAAACAACUGGGGUAUAUUAGAGGUUCAAGAAAGAAUCAUCGAUGAUAUAGUACGCAUACUUAGGCACGGACAAAGAGGCAAACAAGUAAGCUAGCGUAAUCUAGUCUAGUCAGCUUUAUACAUGGAAGUAAAACAUGCGCAAACGAAAUUUUGCCUUGAGUGAGAAUUUGUAUGAUAGCUUGAUAACGAUUUACCCAAAGUACAUUUAAUAUUGCGUUGGCGAUGAGAUGUGGUUUGCGAAAUGUAAAGAUUAGAUUUCAGUUUCAACUGACCAUGAUGCGUCUCUUACUUUUAUUUCAUCUCGAUUAAAGCAAAGGUUAAACAGAGUUAAACAGUUAAAGGAACGUGAAAAAAAAAUUACAAAGUACAGUCAACUGUGGAUAGGAAUCAGUGUUGAAAGGCUUUUAUUCUCAAGUAUUGACUCCAUACUGCUACAACCUCAGUCCUACAUCACAUUAUUUGGUGUAUCACUCUUAAAAAAACACAAGGUACAUAAUGUCUUCAUCUUGCUUGCUCAUAGGCAAGAUGAAAGGAAUCAUGUAAUUUGAUAGGCUAUACAAGUGGGUGAAAUGGGCCUAUGUUGCCCGCUUUUGAUUACUCAAUUUCCAAUUCUUUUGUUUUCGUCCCAUACAGCUGUAUGAAACUUAAAGAAUUGUUUUCUCUGAAGCAAUGCCAGUGUGGCAGUGAGCAGACUUCAUACUAAGCUAAAUCAUAAUAAGGAAUUAACCACAAGGAAACCAGAGUAGAAAAAAUACAGUACCGUUCAAAAGUAAUUUACCAGUUGAGACUCAUUUCCUGCGCGAUGAGAAUUGUAUUGCUCGCUACAUGAUUCUUAGCAUGUGCAAUUAGAAUCGCAUAGCCCGUUAAACACUGAAGUGGUAAUUUUUGGCAUAAAUUACUAACGACACGUCCAGCGAGAAACCAACUAAAAAUUUUGCUUAGCAUUACGUCAAAGACUGAGGAAAACGUGUGUUACAUUUAGUGUUAAGUUUCUUGGAAGAAGAUUUCUUUUAGCUUGUCAUUUGCACACUGUUUAGUUUUCGGCUUUGUUUGCGAUCAACAUUUGACACUGCACUUGAUCAUGACUUUUUGUUUGCCAAAACCUGAAAACGGCUUCCACUUUCCUUGAUUUUUUGUAUGAGCAAACUAAUGUGAGAAGAACCAAAUACACUGAAAUCGCUAGCGAUGAGUUUCUCCACUAAAAAAAUUUGUCAGCUCUUUUGAUAUGUGUAGUUAUCAUUCACGUGUAGCAGCAACUUUUGUGCCCACAAGAUCUCAACAACACUGGUAAAAAUUCAGCUUGGUGUUACUGUAUGAUCACGAAAUAAUGUGAGCUUAAUAAACUUGUUCUUUAUAGCUUUUUUAAACAGUCACUACUUGAUUUAUGAAAGAAAGCUGUCUAGAAUUUAACAAGUUUAAUACAGUGGGCAUGCAAAUAAGACAACAGUGCAUUUGUUAUUGUUUACACGUAGUCGCAACUUUCACCGACGAGAUAUCAACAACAUCGGUAAAACUUUCGGUGUAUGAUCACGAAAUAAUGUUAGCUUAAUUUGUUCUUUGUAGCUUUUUAUGUGGAACACUUGAUUUAUGAAAGAAAGUUGCAUGAAUUUAACAAAUUACAGUGGCCAAAUAAGACAACAGUACAUUUGCUGAACAGCAAUUUUUUUUAUGAGUUAUUAAUGAGUUUGACUGGAGCUCUCAUAACCUCUAUUGUUUUACCAUGUGGUCGCUUAUGAGAGGUCACUCUCAAGGAAAAUUGGUUUGAGUUCUCAAGGGUAAAAUUACAUAGAAAUGAUUGAGCUGAAGGGAAACAAAAAAGAAAAUACUUCAAGUUAGCAGGAAGUUCGAGCAAUUGAGUGUUCCAAUAACCUCAGGUAAUAUUACAGUAAAUGUAUGAAGGCCAUCCAGGAGAAAUUGAUUUUGGUUUGAGUCAUCAUGGGUUUGAGUUAUUGGGAGGUGACUGUAGCUGCAAUUAAGAUGUUGCCAGCUGGCUGAGGCAAAAAGAAGUUUGUGCGUGCAUUUGCCUCAUUUUGGGACUGUACUGUAUGCAUGCCCAUACGAUUACCUUCUGCCUUAUUUUUCUGUUGAGGGUCACAAAUUCUCCUACAGUACCUUCAUUCCAUUCCCUUUAGGUGACUUUGGGAUUUAGACAAUCAGCACUGUCUAUUUUCAUUGUGUGCUAAUUGUACAGAUUGUAUCCUGUUAAUAUGAUUUUAUUGCUUGAAAAACAGAAUCAGAAUAGGAGUGUGAUAUUUUUUUAGGGAUUUGAUUAUUCUAUUUUUCUAUCUUCCAGUGUUUGAACCUUAUACUAUUUACGUAGUACUGUGUUAUUAAAAAGUUAAUAAUGUUUUCUACCCUCUAUUACACAAGUUUCAAUUCCUUAGCUUUUUGUUUUCAGUCAUUGCUCCUUGGUAUCUUUAUGUCGAUAAAAAUUGUGUCUGAGCCUACUUAAUAUGAUCACCUAGAUCACCCAGAUGUACAUGUAGAUAAUAUGAACACUAUGACUUGUCCCUUAAUUGUCUCCCCUUUUGAAGUUUGCAACAUGUUUGAAAGGCCCUGUAGGCAAUUGUCUCAUUACUGAUUUUGUCACUGAUUGAGGCGACAUUGAGCAUUGUAAGUAUUUUUUCUUUAGGUGGCUGCUCCAGAGAUCAUCAAAAGUACUGAGGAUGGGCUUCAGCAGGCAUUGCUUGAACACAGUUUAUCAUCAUAUUUGUUAGAGCUGGCAAGUAGCAGAGAACAGUUGCUAUUUUGCUACCAAGGUAUGAAUCACAAAGAUGCACUUACAUGUAUUAGUAGAGCCUCGCUAGAUACUUGCUAUAGAAAUUGAAAACUAUCAAUGCAAGAAAAUUUAUAUGAUAUGUCAGUGUCAGCUUCCUGCCCAUCUGCCCAUACAUGUACACACUGUCAGGGAGGGGCAUGGGAGACUGCAAGGAAUGGGACGGGGGUGUCGAAGACAUGCAGUUUGCAUUUGUGUUAGGGAAAAGUUAACUAGCUAACUCACCUAGGGGCAGCCAAAGUAGUUGCUUUUUUUCAGGGCUUUGCUUUUAGCUUGGUCACGCUUUUGGUCAUGCUCAAGGACAAAAUAAUCUACUCUCAGAAUUAUCAAAGUUUUUACAGGUCUCUUCCCCUAACAUUCAAGUUACAUUUACAUUUUAAGAAAACAAGGCCAAAAAAUGCUCAACGUAAAGUUUAUUAAUUGUUACAGAACAGUGGAUUUUAAUGGUUUACAAGAGACAUUAAGAACUUUACCUUGGGACCUGGUUACAUCAGAUACUAGUAUUGAUACAACUUAGAGAAAUUCCUGGAUAUGUUUAAUAUUUUGUGCUAUUGACCAGCACAUAUUACAAAGAACUCUGAAACAGUGUUCUGGGCCUCCUUAGAUUGAUAACAAAACUAUGAAAUUAAUUAGAAAGAAGAAGAGACUUUGGAAAAGUUUGAAGACUAAUGGAUCCACUGAUUUAUUUCUGAAAUUCAAGGAUCUUAGAAGGAAGACCAAGAAACUUAUUAAUUCAAGAUACCAACAGUAUCUUCAGUCUUUGUCUGGAAAACUCCAGGAAAAUCCCAAGCAUUUCUGGGCAUUCUCUAUUCUAUCAAAUCUAAGGCAAAACGAAUUCCUGAAACUGUUAUUUAUGGACACACUAGGUCUAGGGACUUGAAUUCGAAGGUGAAGUUAUUCAAUGUGUUUUUUCAUUCAGUUCACUUGGAAUCUACAAUUGAUGUUAAUCUGUUGGCGACAGAUGUUGUUAAUCCAAACUUGUUAUCUGAAAUUACCACUAUACUGUACAGCUCCAGAGCUUGA
This is a messenger RNA of Porites evermanni, 3903 nucleotides long. NCBI's taxonomy places the organism in Eukaryota, Metazoa, Cnidaria, Anthozoa, Scleractinia, Poritidae. The record is from the annotation of a GenBank genome assembly.